AUGCCAUCCCUUCCCCCGUACCGCGGGACCUCUCGUCGACUGGUCUUAGGCAUCGAUGUCGGCACCACAUUCUCCGGCGUCGCGUACGCAGUUCUCGAUCCUGGACAGGUUCCCACCAUCCAGAGCAUCACUCGCUUUCCCGGUCAGGAAGACGCGGCUGGGAACUCCAAGAUCCCCUCUGUCCUGUACUACAGACAGGAUGGCACGGUCCACUCCGCCGGUGCCGAAGCGACGCUCCCUAACAUGGAUAUCACCGCCGACGACGAAGACCUCAUCUUCGUCGAAUGGUUCAAACUCCACCUCCGCCCCCCACGGCUCGACGCCUCCUCCGUGAAGAAGGCGGACAUCCCCUCGCUCCCGCCAGGGAAAGACGCCGCCGCCGUCCUCGCCGACUUCCUCCGCUACCUCUUCGCGUGCGUGCGCCGGUACGUGUGCGAGACGCACGGCGGCGGCGAGCGCCUCUGGGCGUCGGUCGCGGACCGCGCCGAGGUCGUCCUCGCCCAUCCGAACGGCUGGGAGGGCCCGCAGCAGGCGGUGAUGCGCGCCGCCGCGGUCGCCGCGGGGCUCGUGCCGGACUCGGACGCGGGCCGCGAGCGCGUGCGGUUCGUCACGGAGGGCGAGGCGAGUCUCAACUUUUGCGUGCGGAGCGGGUUGGCGGCGGACACGCUCAAGGACCAGGAUGGUGUCAUCAUCGCCGAUGCUGGAGGUGGAACGAUCGACGUGAGCAGCUACUCUUUCCAAACUCUUGAGCCUGUCUCCGUCGAGGAGGUGGCAACUCCCGGGUGCCUCCUCCAAGGAUCUACUCGGGUGAAUGUCAGAGCUUCAAAGUUUCUUAAAGCACUCCUUAAGGACUCUGAUUACGGUAACUCGGAUGAUAUGAAGGCGAUGAUACAGAACUUCGAAAAGUCGACGAAGGCCAUCUUCAAGAGUAAGAAGGACUCUUCUUACAUCCGUUUUGGUACCAUGAGAUGCAACGACGAAGCAGUGAACAUCCGGCGCGGGCAGCUUACUAUCUCGGGUGCCGACAUGCUUUCGUUCUUCAAGCCGUCACUCGAUGCCAUUAUGAACGCAAUCAAAGGCCAACUCAAAGAAGCCGCCUUGACCUGUCAACUGAGGACCGUUUUUCUCGUUGGGGGCUUCGCUGCGAGCCCGUGGCUCAACAGCGCAUUGAAAGAGGGUCUGAACGGACUCGGUCUCAGAUUGUAUCGCCCUGACGCACACACGAACAAAGCCGUCGCGCACGGUGCUGUCUUACACUAUAUCGACAACUUCGUGUCCGCUCGCGUCACUAAAGUCACCUAUGGAACGUCCGUCUCGGUGCUCUACAACCCAUUCGACGAGGAGCAUCGUGCGCGAGUGCACACAAAGGUUUCAUGGGCCUCCGGAGAAGAGCGACUUCCGGAAGGAUUUUCAGUGAUCCUUGAGAAGGGAAAACGUGUACGUGAGAGCCAGGAGGUGGGGAGCCUUUACGUUGAACACUCGCGCGAUUCCCGGACCCUCAACGGAGUCGCUGCUGAGAUCCUUGGAUACCGCGGCCCCGAGCGCACUCCUCGCUGGGUUGACGUGGAACCUGAACUUUACGCACCUCUGUGUACCGUCUAUGCCGAUACUUCCAGAGUCGUACGGCAACCCCAAUUUGGCCCGAAGGGUACCUAUUAUUCACAAGAAUUCAAGAUCAUCCUGCUUUGCGGUCAGACAGAGCUGAAGGCGCUAAUCAGUUGGCAGGAAGACGGGCUAGAAAGACGUGGCCCGGCGAAGAUUGUGUACGACAACGAUCUAAGCAACUCUCGCUCUUGA
This is a messenger RNA of Epithele typhae, 1797 nucleotides long. RefSeq lists its product as uncharacterized. Gene Ontology annotation, molecular function: ATP-dependent protein folding chaperone; ATP binding. NCBI's taxonomy places the organism in Eukaryota, Fungi, Basidiomycota, Agaricomycetes, Polyporales, Epitheliaceae. The coding region runs from base 1 to 1797 and encodes 598 amino acids. The record is from RefSeq and is a predicted model, not a curated record. The transcript is spliced from 13 exons.